AUGAUUUUGGGGCGGCGCGGAGUGGGGCCAGCUGCGGUGGCGGGCGGCGGGGAGACCGGGGAGCCGGGCUUGCAGCGCGGAGCGGCCGCCCAGGCCAAGGCCAGCGAUUCUCGGCCUGGCCUAGGAGAUGAUGGGCCUGGGAAACGGGCGUCGGACCAUGAAGUCGCGCCCUUCGUGCUGGCUGCCCUGGUGGCCUGCAUCAUCGUCCUGGGCUUCAACUACGGGAUGGCGAACUCCCGCGGCGUGGACCUCCAGACGCGGAUCCUGGAGCUGGAAGGCAGGGUGCACAGGGCGGCCGCCGAUGGGCACGGUGGAGCUGAAGGAGGAGUUCCAGGGGGAGCUGGGGAACAGCCGGACAAGAUCCAGUCCAGCCACAACUUCCAGGUGGAGAGCGUCAACAAGCUGCACCAGGAUGAAAAGGCGGUUUUGGUGAAUAAUAUCACCGCGGGCGAGAAGCUCACCAGAACCCUGCAAGACCAGCUGAAGGCCCUGCAGAACUACGGCAGGUGCAGCAGCGUCCUCCAGUUCCAGAAGAGCCAGACCAACCUGGAGAGAAAGUUCUCCUACGACCUGAGCCAGUGCAUCCAUCAGAUGAAGGAGGUGAAGGAGCAGUGUGAGGAGCAGAUAGGAGAAGUCACCAAGAAGGGGAACGAGGCUAUGGCUUCCAGAGACCCGAGUGAACACAAGGAACCAAGCCAGCAGCUCCGAGCUCCCAGCGAGCCUCAGCCAAGGCUGCAGGAAACAGGCCUGCCCCCGGCAGAGGUGCCACAAAGGAAUAUGCCCAGUAACAACGAACCCCAGACGCCAGUCCCCGGUUCUGAGGCAGCUUUGGAUUUGAGGAGGGAGGGUGAGAAAGAGGAAACCAAUGACAUCCAGGUCCUCAGCGAGGAGGCGCUUCGGAGGGACGGCCAGGCCCUGCUACAGGAGCCAGACCACAAGCAGCAGGCUGUGGAGGCAGACAGACAUGCGGAUGGAAGAGGCAUGGGAGAUGCUGAAGACCUCGGCCAAACCCAACGAGUGCCAGCCAUCCUGCUGAUGAGCCAGGAAGACCAGGAGGUGGAGGAGCCUGAGCAAGACCAGCUUGUGGUGCGGGAUGGACAGGGGGAGGAGCCGGAUGCUGAGGAGGAAGGGAGAAAGGAGCAAAAAGUGGGAGGAGAUGAAGACUACAAUAAGGAUGAAAAUGAGGCAGAAUCUGAAACAGACAAGCAGGCAGCCCUUGCAGGGAAUGACAGGAACGUAAAUGUUCUUAAUGCAGAAAAUCAGAAAAGAGAAGAUAAAUUUACUUGA
Molecule: messenger RNA, 1287 nt
Organism: Pipistrellus nathusii (Nathusius's pipistrelle)
Lineage: Eukaryota; Metazoa; Chordata; Mammalia; Chiroptera; Vespertilionidae
Source: the annotation of a GenBank genome assembly